Molecule: messenger RNA, 2150 nt
Organism: Westerdykella ornata
Lineage: Eukaryota; Fungi; Ascomycota; Dothideomycetes; Pleosporales; Sporormiaceae
Product: kinase-like protein
Exons: 2
Coding region: 317-1954 (545 amino acids)
Biological process (GO): protein autophosphorylation; autophagosome organization; peptidyl-serine phosphorylation
Cellular component (GO): cytoplasm; autophagosome
Molecular function (GO): protein serine/threonine kinase activity; ATP binding
Source: RefSeq, a predicted model, not a curated record
GCCGUCGUGCUCUAUUCGCGAAGACGAUGUUGCAAGAUACUCCGUCCUUCUAGCCUUGCGGUUAGUAACCAUGGCCCUUUUAGCCAUUCAUAUAGUGGUAGGGUACGGGGUGGAGGCCAACCUCUCCUGUCUCCCUUGACGGGAGGUUAAGCAGUGAAAUCCCACCGCUGUGCCUCUCUCUCUAGGACCAUUCUCUUCAGUUCAGUCAAACCCAGACUCUGCUGUACGCUGGGACACACAUGAGCAGAGACCAUUUCUGUCCCAAUUCUCCUUCGUUAGCAUUCCUAGUCCUUGUUGACAGGCGAAACGCAAAAUCAUGUCCCAUCCUCAGCCCCGUGUACGGCCUCACCCUCUUGCUCUCUUUUCGCUCAUACCGUUAAACAAGCAAACCGUCGAGGGUGUCGUCGAUCAUCCGGAUAAUCGUCAUCUUGUUUCGUUCGUUCCUGGUGCGGAAAAUACCCUAAAUCCGGGAGAAGUAGCACGGGGCCUCAACAUUGGCUUCCAAAUCGGGUCGAAGUCGAGCUAUACCCUUGCGACUAUUGGACGCACCGGCGACAUCACUGUCGAGGGUUCUUCCAUCUCCCGGAUCCAAUGUUCUUUCGAGAUCCAUAAGGACACGGAGGAGAUCUUCCUCUACGAUCGAUCGAGCUCCUGGUCGACUCAGACUUUCGGUCCAAAUGCUCUGCCGUUUCAGCUGGAGCGUCCCAACCGCCGAGUUGUCGUGGCCGAGCAGGUCAAUAAUCAAUUCGGAUUCGGCGGUGUAGGGUGCAACCUUUUCCAAUUCGAAAUAUAUUGGCAUAAACGUCCAUCCAAUUUCCAAGAGCAGAUCGCGAAUCGAGAGGACCAUCCUCGCUUUACCCGAACCGUCGACGACGAGAUACCGACCGCUUUACCCUCCAAGCGUACCACACGGAUCCACACUCCUGUUGUUCAUACCCCUGGCGUUCGAGGGUCAGCGAAGACGAUCAGGUACUAUAAGAAAGUAGAGCUUGGAAAGGGCUCGUUUGGGGAGGUCUGGAAAGCUGUGGAUGUUGAUUCGGGCGAAUUUUUCGCGCUCAAGCUGGUGAAAUGGCCCGAGCGCGGGCUCCAGUCGCAGCAGUACACGAUGUUGAAGCGGGAAGUAGAGACUUUCGCGCGUAUGUCUCACCCAAACAUCGUAGAAUUCAUAUCAGCGCAAGGUUUUGGAGGAACGCAUCUUGAAAUCUUGACAGUUCUUAGGGAGGGCAACAUUGAAGACCUAAUUAAGAAAGAGCUGUUUCUAAGAGACCCAAAAUUGGCGGAGUCUCUUCUCCACCAGAUGCUCCAAGCGCUCGAUUACCUUGCAUUCAAGGGCAUUGUCCAUAGGGAUGUAAAGCCUGCGAACAUCCUCUACCAAUCUCUAUCAGGCGGCGGCUAUAUCUUUCAACUUACGGACUUUGGCCUUUGCAAUCUCAUCGUAGACGCCCAAACGCUCGCUGGAUCUCCGAUAUACAUGGCACCCGAGUUCUUUUCAGGGACUCAACAAACAUCAAAGGUAGAUGUUUGGUCCCUUUAUGUCACGUUAGCGUACGCAUUGAACGUGAAUGGGUUCCGGAAGAAGCGGUUCGACACGCAUGCGUUGCGCGUCAGGGCAGUACAGGAGGCUGCGAAUGAGGAUGGCUUCCGCCCCAUCCAAGACAUGGCGAUCGUCGACCCGAAGGUACGAGCUUCGGCGGCAGACAUGCUCGAUAAGCUCUUCAACGGGGAAGGGCGUUCAACUCCGCGCGAUCAGAUGCAAAGCGCUCCUGUGGUAGACAAGAAUGCAGCAGCACCGCGAAAAGAGCGAAACCACAGGAUCAACAAAAAAGUUGCUCAGAAGCGCCGCGGCCAAGGGUUCGAGGGUUUUGUGACCACAGAGAAGCGUGGAAUGCCUGGCGCAUUCCAAGAGGACAUCGUUGAUGCAUUAGGAGUGCAGGAUCGGCCUCAUUUUACCUAGAUCUCAUCUUUCUCUCGGCCUAGGUUUCUUGUUAAAUGCCUACUACGUUAAUAAAUCAGCUCUCGCGGAGUUUCAAAACGCAGUGUGCAGGAAGCUUAUGCGCUAGCCGCUUUGGGCCCACAAUCGAGAAACGGUUGUUGGAAGGAAUCGUCACCGUCUACAUAUAAGAAUGUACGCCUUCAUAAUGAUAACUGCC